Messenger RNA from Saprolegnia parasitica CBS 223.65, 873 nucleotides. RefSeq names its product serine/threonine protein kinase. The transcript has 2 exons. Gene Ontology annotation, cellular component: cytoplasm. NCBI's taxonomy places the organism in Eukaryota, Oomycota, Saprolegniomycetes, Saprolegniales, Saprolegniaceae. The record is from RefSeq and is a predicted model, not a curated record. Gene Ontology annotation, biological process: protein phosphorylation; intracellular signal transduction. Gene Ontology annotation, molecular function: protein serine/threonine kinase activity; ATP binding. Bases 1 to 873 code for a protein of 290 amino acids.
AUGACAUUGCACAUGGAGCACACGCAGUAUACGGUCGAGCGCGAGCUCGCCAACGCCAUCUUUGGCAAGAUCCUCCUCUGCUACGACCGCCGAGCCAAGCGCCGCGUCGUCGUCAAGCGUGUCCAAGUGGCUGCGGCCAACGCGCGUCGGUCCUGGGACGCACAGCGCGCCGUGACUGAACACUUUGCUUUCGAGAAGCGGGUGCACCUCGAGCUCUCGCGCGGCCACGAACACCUUGUGGCACUCCACGAAACCUUUACUGUCGGCGGCUUCGACCACUUGGUCAUGGAGUACUGCCCACGCGGCGAUCUCUUCUUGCGCGUGCAGAAAUCGCACCGGUUGCCGCCGAAGGAGGCGCACCUGUUCUUUGGCCAAAUUGCGCGCGCCGUCGCCUACAUGCACGCGCGCGGCUACGCACACGGCGACCUCUCGCUCGAAAACGUCUUCCUCGAUGCACACGGGCAGUGCAAGCUCGGCGACUUUGGCCUCGCGGCACUCCUGCAUGAGCCGCGCGUCGCGACCGCCGGCAAGUACUUCUAUAUGGCACCAGAGAUGUUUGCGACUCAAGGGUAUAACCCCGAGAAGGCCGACGUGUGGGCGCUCGGUAUCAUGGCGACGACCACUGACGGUGUCUACCGCUUCUACGUGCACGCGCAGUGUCUGGAGCGCAUUCUUGACGGCUGGAACGUCGCCGACGUUUUCGCACCGGACCUCCUCGACCUCCUCUCGCAAAUGCUCUCGGUGGACCCGGCGCGGCGCCCGACCAUGGCCGCGGUCGUGGCGCACCCUUACGUCGCGACAGCGGCGAGUUCACAGCGCUUUCCGCAUGUCCGCCGGCUCUUUGCGAGUCUCUUUCGCCGGCGUGGCGCCUAA